GAAUAUUCUAUUUUAUAAAAUAUAAUUUCAAGAUCUGUAAAAGCAGCAAAAUGUACCCGACCAACCACAAGACCCUUUUUGUUCUGGAUCACACCCCAUACUUUGGAAUAUCCUGUGAAAGUCCUAUCGAAUUUGGAUUCUUGAAGGGAAGAACCGAUUUUAUACCACCUAUCUCGAAGUCUCUAUGGACUUUGGGCAUUGAAAGUGCCGUAGAGUAUUCCAGGAUGGUGUGGGAUUUAUUUCCUACAGGAAAAUUGAUAAGGUUCUUUGCAAGUGACAACCUCGUCCAUAUUCUGAACACAUGGAGCUCGGCUCAGCAAUCAAUAAGUCACAUUAUGAAUGGAUGUGCUGUGGUUGGAGCCCCACCCUCAUCAUCUUCGAUAAGCCCGUCUCCAGAUUAUACAGUAUUACAUGGUUUAAGGGCUGCUAUAGAAGGCAUGUGUGAGCCCACAGAAUUUCAAAUUGAAAAAAUUAAAACUGGUAGGGGAAAACUACUCAAUAAAUGUAGAGUUAUUUGUAUAACCUCUGCCAGAGAUAAUAAAAGUAUGAAGAGAUUGGAAGAAAUUUUUUUGACAGUGUUAAAUCAGCAAAAUAAAGUUGUAUCUGGCAAUGAUACUUUACUACGAAUAAGCCAUUGCCAUCUGAUUAUUAUUAAUACUUUUCCAAUAAAUAAUAUGGAAUCCUCGGUGAACGGUCAUCCGGCGAAACGUCUAUCGGCAAUCUUGACAACAGAAGUCCAUUCAAUCAAAGCUCCUCAAAUCCCCAAUAAAUUGACAUCGUUGAUUUUGGAACAUUACGAUUUGGCUAGUACUACUGUUACAUGUAUUCCAAUGAAAGAAGAUCCAAACGCAAGCUCUUCGGCUUAUUAUGAUGUUGAAAUGUUUCACUCUAGUACAGCUCAUGUGCCUAUUUUGAAAGGGAAUCCUUUGGAUUCUGCAGCUAUUAGAGCCAUCAAAGAAGGGUUGGAAUAUGAAACGGUCAUCCUCAAAUGGUGUACACCAAGAAGAGUAACAGGCAACGAGUUACACAACUGCAUCGCCAUGAAUCGAAUCACACCUGUUGCCGUCAAUUCCAGACCAUCUUUAUGCUUAAUAAAAUUUCUUCUCAAUGGUCAUUCAGUUAUGUUGGAAAUGCCUCGAAAAGGUGAUGACAAAAUUGCUACUCACUUUUUGGAAGCCCAUGGAGGGGAGAUUUUUAUACAUAGUUUGCACAGUGUCAGGUCAGUCUUGGAGGAUCCUCCAUCUAUAUUAGAAGGUUGCGGCGGGAGAGUUACUGAUUAUAGAAUCCAAGAUUUUGGAUUGCUGAUAAGACAAAAUACACUUGUGACUAUCACCAAUAAAAAUUCACAGGAAAAACCUUUGGAAAAUGUUGUCGGACGUCUAAAUCGCCAAACUAAAUAUUGGCCUUUAACAAUCAGCUCAACACUGAUUUUUAACCUAAAACAGGCAAUGUGGAGUGAACUAGAAAGAUUCCUAAAAAGCAACCUUUAUUCUGAAAACCACAAGGUAGUAUACCGAUGCUUGAUGGAGUGUCUCAAUAAUUUGAAUUUGGACGAAGACGCAUCGAGCGAAAAAUUGGAUUUUACCGAGGCACUUAAUCAGCAAGAGAAUGUCGGUGCAAACAAAUAUGAAAACGCUCAAGGUGCUUCAGUUAUUAGAGCUACAACUGAUAGUCCUAUGUCUCCUCCGCCUUUGGCCAAUAUUCCUGAAUCCUCUUCACAAAACUCUUAUGCAGGCAAGACUUUGUAUGAGAUUUUUGAUAUUAUAGAAAUAGAAAAGGUAAAAAUAUAUAUUUUUUAUAACGUGUUGGCCCGAAGAAAGAUUGGCAGCAUAUGUAUAUUUUUUUUAUUGCAAGGGCACAGGACUUUGAGGAAUGUUUUCAAUACCAAAUCUGGAUGCAAAUUAUUAGCCUGUGUGUAUUUUAUUUAA
Messenger RNA from Ceutorhynchus assimilis (cabbage seed weevil), 1928 nucleotides. The record is from the annotation of a GenBank genome assembly. NCBI's taxonomy places the organism in Eukaryota, Metazoa, Arthropoda, Insecta, Coleoptera, Curculionidae.